GUGUUGGACGGCUUUCUCUGAUAGCCCAACUCGUAUCACAGUGAAUGAAUGACGUGGAUUUCCAGUCACUUUACGUUUCAGCUUUGACUUGUACGCUGGUGGGAGUGCUGCUCUCUGUACUGCAUUAGUAGUGUGCUGUCUCAGCAACAACAUAAUGAGUAAAGCCAAGGGUGAGAGUCUUCGAGACAAGGUGGAUGGAAAUGAGCUGGAUCUCAGUCUGAGUAACCUCACAGAGGUCCCAGUGAAGGAGCUGGCCGCUGUUCCCAAAGCCACAGUCCUGGACCUUUCCUGUAACAAUCUUACCACUCUAACUCCUGAAUUCUGUAUGCUGACUCAUCUCAUUAAAGUCGACCUGAGCAAGAAUCAGCUGGUGAGCCUGCCUGAGGAAAUCGGGCAACUCUACAGCCUGCAACAUCUGGAUCUGUACAACAACAAGUUGACCAUGCUGCCUCUCAGCUUCUUCCAGCUCAAGAGUCUAAAAUGGCUGGAUCUUAAAGAUAACCCUUUGGAGCCAACGCUGGCCAAAGCUGCAGGAGACUGUCUGAAUGAGAAACAGUGCAGGCAGUGUGCAGGGAGGGUUCUCCAACACAUGAGAUUUCUCCAAGAAGAAGCAGAUAAAGAGCGGGAACGACGGCUCCUGAAGGAGAAAGAACAAGAAAAGAAGAGAGAAGCGAAGCAGAGAGAGAGAGAGGCCCGGGAGAGAGAAGCACAAAAAAAGAAAAAGGCCGAGGAGAAGGAGAGGAAAAGGAAGGAAUACGAGGCACAGAUGGCUGCCCAGGUCGCACAGGAACAACAGAAGAAGAAGAAAGAGGAGAAGAAAAAGAAAGCCAGCCAAAAUCAAGAUAAAAAGAAGGCCACUGGGGGCGCCCCUCAGACCAGGCGGUCUGCGUGCUCUCGGCUCUUCUCUCUGCUCCUCAGGAUUCUGCUCCUGGUUAUCAUCAGCGCUGCGGCAGUGAUUGGGGCUUGUCGUGUAACAGAGCUGAAGAAGCAGGCGCUUUGUGCUCCUGUAAAUCUGUACACAGACGAGGUGGUGAGCUGGGCCCGAGGCCUGGAUGUGGUGCAGCAAGUCAUUCAGAAAAUUUCCGACCUUCAACAAUGAACAAUCUCAUUGGCUCAGACUGACUGACGGCACAGCGUCCACCUCGCCCCGGGGUCCGGUCUGGAGAAGAACAUGUAUAGGCAGAGUUGCUCUGAGCAAUCUUGUUCCCUUGCUGUGGUGUCUCAUUUUAUAACCAUAGUUUCCAGAACAUAAAACAGGUGAAAGUGGACUUUCUGGGUCUUUAAGGCUGCUUUUGAGCUACUGAACAAAGAGGCAUGCUUUCAAAUGUGACCUUUUAACUCCUUGUUCAUAAAUUAAAGCAAACAGCUGCUAAAUUGGGAUCAUGCUUAAGUAUUUAUAAUCAAUUAAAGAAAAGAAAAAAAAAACACAGACAGGAUGUGUAAACUGUGCCUAUUUCUCUCCCAGUUUAAUGCAGAUACAAAUAAAGAGAAAAGAAAUUUGUGCUGUGAACGAAUGACAUGAUCGACUGUUUUUCACAGCAUGGUAAAUGUACUAAAUGUAUGAAUUUGUAUACAUUUGUAAUUUUAUAAAAAUCAAUUUUAAACAUCUCUGAUGUUUCGGGGAGAUUAAUGGCAUGAAUAAAUGUCACCAUAAGGCAAA
Molecule: messenger RNA, 1660 nt
Organism: Clarias gariepinus (North African catfish)
Lineage: Eukaryota; Metazoa; Chordata; Actinopteri; Siluriformes; Clariidae
Gene: lrrc59
Product: leucine rich repeat containing 59
Exons: 8
Coding region: 155-1099 (314 amino acids)
Molecular function (GO): protein binding
Source: RefSeq, a predicted model, not a curated record